AUGGCGCAAGUGGAUUACGUUAAUUACUGCCGCGCGCAAUCUGGCACCCUGCUCCGCGAAACCUCCGCCGUUUCCUCGUCAAAGAAUACAGAAUCUGCUGCGGAAGCGCCUAGGGAUUGCCGCGAGGACGCUAUUAGCGCGGAUGCUGCUGCUAAUUGCGAGCAGCGUGCGGGCGAGGCAGAGAAGGCUGCUCUUGCGCGUCUGGUGGGCGCGGUGGAAGCGGUGGUGGCGGAGGCGGAAGGCGCGGGGCGGAUGUUGACGGAGAGGGGGGAAGCGGGGAGGGGGUAUGCGGGGAAGGGGGAUGCGGGGAGCGGGGACGGGGGAAGGGUGGUGACAGAGCGGGAGGAGCCGGGCAGACGCAGGGGUGCCAGGGGAGGGGGAAAAGCCGGACGGGGAAGCUUGAGGCGCGGGGAAGGUUCGAGCGUGCACAUGAUGGGUGCAGGAGGCGCAGGAGGGUCCGCGGGGGACAGGGGGAAGAACGAGGCGGGGAACAACGAGGCGGAAAAAAAAGAGACUUUCGGCAUUCCUGAUGACGUCAUCGCUCUCUCACUAGAGGCCAUCAGCUGGAGCAUCUCGGCCGUCUAUGCGCUGCUGGUGCCGCAUCAGAGCCGUCGGUGGGCGGCAAGCCUGCAUCACCUGCCGACUAGCGUCGAUGCGGUCAUGCGAAUCAGCAGAGCCAUGCGUCCUCUCCUCGCCGUGCUGCUGCACCUCGUGAACCUCGCGCCUCCCUCACUCGCCGCCACCUUUUGCCAAGCCCAGGCGUCGUCCCUACUGCCCAUCCUCACGUCCCUGCUCUCCGCAGGCCUUCAUCAACACUUCUUCCUCCACCUCCACCAACAAGCACGACUUCUCCACCCGUAUUCAUCCUCCUUGCCUUCCUCAGCUCCCCCUUCUCGCCCCUCCUCAGCCGUCUCUUCCCCCGCUGCCUCCCCCUACAAGCCCCCCCACCUGCGCUCGCACAACGCUCGAGGCCCUCCGCCUGCCCUCUCCCCCUCCUUGUCCUCCCUGCCCCCCAUUCUGCCGCCAGCAGCAGCAACACCAUCAGCUGUGGCGCCAGCAGCAGCAGCAGCAGCAGCAGCAGCAGCAGAUGGAGGGGUGGGUGCACUUGCAUCGCCAUCAGCACUUGCAGCAGGGUUGAAACUCGCAGCAGGUGCAGCUUCUGCUCAUGGCCCCCGUUCCUCACACCUGCAUGGAUACUUUCCGGGCAGCCGGGCGACUGAGCAAAGCAGCUGGGGUUAUUUCCCCUCGGAAAUCAACAAUGCAAGUGGGUCUGGGGCCUCGUCCGCAUCCCUGCUAGCCGCUCUGCUCUCCGACCCGUCCCCCAAGGUGCGAGUGGCAGCAGCACAGACCCUCACUGCCCUGCUCGACUCGCCUCUCACUCUCACCUUCCUGCAUCGCACUGCUGCUUCUGCCCCCACCCCUGCUGCUGCCUCUGCUGGUGGCGCUCGCACCCCCGGCAAGAGGGCACCAGUGCGAGGGUCAGGAGGGGUGGAGAGUGUGAUGAUUGCGUUGGUGGUGGUGCUGGUGCUUCAAGCAGCAUCAGUAGCAGCAGCAGCAGCAGCAGCAGCAGCAGCAGCAGCAGCAGCAGCAGCAGCAGCAGCAGCAGCAGCAGCAGCAGCAGCAGCAGCAGCAGCAGCAGCAGCAGCAGCAGCAGCAGCAGCAGCAGCAGCAGCAGCAGCAGCAGCAGCAGCAGCAGCAGCAGCAGUCGAGCUUCCUUCAUUUCUCUUUCAGCGAUCCUGGCUGAUAGUCUUGUGGAUAUGCACAACGGUGGCCACAUUUGUAUGGGGCACAUGUGUUUUCUCACGUGUAUUUCUCAUCAAUUUCCGGUCCUUCGCCCCUCAUCUACCGAUGGUGUUGACUGUGAUCCAUCUACCGAUGGUGUUGACUGUGAUCCAUCUACCGAUGGUGUUGACUGUGAUCCAUCUACCGAUGGUGUUGACUGUGAUCCAUCUACCGAUGGUGUUGACUGUGAUCCAUCCUCACGUGUCCUUCCAUGUGCUUGUGCCACCCUACCCCCUGCUUGCACCCAUGGCAGCAGUACGACUACAGCAGGAGCACAGUCCACGUGUGUCCACCACUCAUGUGCGUGUGCAACCCCCUUGCCCCCCUGAGUGCAGCUGUGGCGGCAGUGCUACAGCAGGAGCAGGACCCGUGGACGCUGUCCCUCGCCUGCAAGCUGGCGUCCCUGCUGGCGCAAUGCACACCGUACCAUCGCCUCCGCUCCUCCCCUCGUUUGAGUCACAUUCUGCCCUCCGCUUUAGUCACGCGGAUCUCCACUCUCCUCUCGCCAGGCCCCCUCUCCUCCUCCUCCUGGUCCACCAGCAUCUAGCUACUCUGCGUUUCAUUCAUGUGCACCCUCCCUUCCUCCACCCUCCUCCCGACCUCGUGUCACAUGCCACGUGUCUUGGAUUGUUUUUUGAGGCACUUCAGCCAUGCCACGUGUGUCUUGGAUCGUUCGAAUGUGUGUGUGUCUCUGUGCGUGUGCGUAUGUUGGUGUGUGCUUGCCUGCGUGCGAGCGUGCUUGUGUGCGUAUCUGUGCAUGUGCGCAUAUGUGCGCUUGGGUGUGCGUGUCCUUGCAUUCCCACUGCUGUGCGCGUUGAAGCCCUUCAGGCGCUAGCAGCAUGGAUGUCCACAUUCCCUGCAUCUGCAGCCGAGCCCCUCUGGCCGGACCUCUUUGCCCUCGUCACCUCCACAUUGGCUGCUACCACGACGCCUGCCAAGCCCGACCACACUGCCAGCAGUCCAGCAACACACACUGCCAGCAGUCCAGCAACACACACUGCCGCGCAAGAUGAGGUCCAUACCACGCACCAUGACAGCAGCAGCACGCUGCAGGUCGAAUCUGCUCUCACAGAGCGUCUCCAGCCCGCAGCACUCAAGCUGCUGGACCAACUACUCACCACACUCACAGCUUUACCUGCUGCUGUACAUACUGCUUCCUCUGUGAUUGGCAACGACGUCUCUUCAUCCAAUCAGCUGCUGCCACCUGUCCCUCCUCCUGGGGCCUCGCAGUGGGCUGAAAUGCUCCGCCUGGGCCUGCUGCCACCCCUCCUCCGACACCCCUCUCCCCCGGUGCGCCUGGCAGCACUCACAUGCUUCCUGCACAUGCCAGCACCCGUGCUGCAGUACCUCUCCCACAUGCAUGACGUCAUCUUCCAGCCAAUGUUCGCCCUGGCAGCAGGGGAGUCAGUGCCAGCAGUGCAAGCAGCGCUGAUGAAGGUCUUUGGAACCAUUCUGCUGCACCUCAUGCCCGCGCGCCCGAUGACUCCCAGUGACCACCGGCAAGCGUCACUGCAAGAGCCUCCAUCGCCGUCAUCUUGCUCAACCUCCUCAAUGUCUGCAUUGAGCCUCGUCUCCCAUGGCCGCAUGCUGCUGCUUCAAGCCUGCUCCUCUUCUUCCGUCCUUGUCCGUUCUACUGCAAUGUGGUCUCUUGCUAACAUAUCGGAGCGUCUGCCGCCAAUGCACUGUUGCAGCACACACUCUCACAGCAAUCAGUGCAGCAGGGAGGGUUCUGGCACCGCACUGGGCACGCACGUUGGUGGGGAUACGAGUGCAGUGUGGUGGGGCGCAUAUGACGUUGAAGCUCUCGCCAGCGCUGCCGUGAAAGGAGCAGGCGACAAUGAUAAGGUGCAGUGGAGUGUGUGUGCAGCGCUCUCCCUCUUCCUCCAGAACCCCUCCGUGCACCUCCCAUCUUCUCCCUGGACUGCCCCCAUGCUCGCAACACUGCAGGCGCUCUUGCAGCGCUCCGCCAACUUCAAGAUCCGCAUCCAUGCCGCUGCCGCCCUCAUCCAGCCGUGCGCCAGGGCAGACUAUGGCCCGGAAUUUGGUGCCAUCCUGCACGCCCUUGUCUCGUCGCUCGCCUCACUGGAUGCAGCAGAUGAACAGCAGAGUGCAGUGGAGCAGCGGUACAAGCCGGUGCUGAGGGAUCAGGUCACAGCGACACUCCUCCACAUGACCUCGCUUGCUUCACCUCAAGACCUGGGCAUUAUCCGGCCGUUGUUGCAGCAGCAUGCAGAGUGCAUAUCCCACGCUGUGGAAUCCACACGCUCAACAGCACUUCGUUCCUCUGCUCAUUCCGUCCCCUUUACAAGCAUUUCCGAUAAGCCACUGGGUUCAACAGUUCCGCUGGCUGUGCCUUUGGUCGAUCAGCCUGGCAGUCUGUGCACUCAUCUGCAGCAUCCCUCUUGCGGGUCGGCCAGUGCUGCUGGCAGUGAUCAAUGUGAUGCUGCUACUGCUGGCAGUGAUGGUUGUGGUGGUACUGGCCGAAAUUGCGGUACAUUAUUUGCGCACUGUAUCUCAGCAUCAAGAGUAUGUGGCAUGGGUGUAUGCUCCCAUGUGGAACUGACGGCUAUUCAGAUGAAUUGGAUUGAUGAGCCGAUAUGGACAUUGACGACCCUGUUACAAGACAUGAGUGACGAUGGUAAGGGAGUAUAG
This is a messenger RNA of Closterium sp. Yama58-4, 4434 nucleotides long. NCBI's taxonomy places the organism in Eukaryota, Viridiplantae, Streptophyta, Zygnematophyceae, Desmidiales, Closteriaceae. The record is from the annotation of a GenBank genome assembly.